This is a messenger RNA of Suricata suricatta (meerkat), 5843 nucleotides long. RefSeq names its product holocarboxylase synthetase (gene HLCS). Gene Ontology annotation, cellular component: cytoplasm. The record is from RefSeq and is a predicted model, not a curated record. NCBI's taxonomy places the organism in Eukaryota, Metazoa, Chordata, Mammalia, Carnivora, Herpestidae. Bases 512 to 2695 code for a protein of 727 amino acids. Gene Ontology annotation, molecular function: biotin--[biotin carboxyl-carrier protein] ligase activity. Gene Ontology annotation, biological process: protein modification process. The transcript is spliced from 11 exons.
GCCCGCCGGCCUGCGCCGGGGCUGUGCGCGCGGGGAGCUCCCGGCCUGGGGUCCCGGGAGGGCUGGGCUUCCGGGCGCUGAUGCGGGCGAUGCCCUCGAGACCCCGGACGGGGCGGGGGAGGUGGGAACCAGAGGACCGGAAUGGCGACCGGCGGCGUGCGGGGUCGAGUGUGUGGGGAGGAUUAGCCCCCGAACGCCCAGGGCGCUGCCCACCUGGAGCGUCUUCUCUGACAUCCUCUCCUCCACUGUGGGCCGAACUCAGUCCAUUGAUGACUUGAACAAAUGGGCCCUAUUUCUUGUUUCUCCUUUUAUACUCGAAGCCGAGCACAUAGCAUUUGUGACUGAGAGCAUUUGGGUUCAAGGCGAGAAUUUACAGAGACCAUCAUCUUCUUCAGAAGCCAUCGUGAAGUGGUCCGACUGCUGUUUGCCGUUAGCUUGCAGACCUGGGGACCCUUACCAGUUAAUCGCCGAAGCAAGCGUGGACGACUUCAGCAAGCUGGGGGUGGCGUUCAUGGAAGAUAGACUCCAGGUGGCUGAUGGGCUGGUACCCCAAAAGAUCGUUUCAGUGCACUUGCAGGAGUCCACUCUGAAGGCACUUAAGGGUCAGGCCUCCAACGAGCAGGCCCAGAUUCUACAGCGGAAUCCUGAACCUUCCGUUGAGAGCAAGCUCGAGCCAGACGUUAUGGAGCACGUCUGUGGACAUGACCUCCAGGCUCUUGGUGCACGACCCGCGCAGGGGAAGGAUGGUGGCUCGGGCAGCGAGCCUGCGGAGGAGGGUGACAGAGGAGGGGGCUCCGUCGAGCACGGUCACCUCCACCUGUCUAGUUGCCAUGAGUGUUUGGAGCUUGAGAAUAGCACCAUUGAAUCUGUCAAGUGUGCAUCUGCAGAGAAAAUUCCAGAUCUUCCGUAUGACCCCAGUGGCAGUUUGGAGGACAUUGCUGAUGACAUCUCCCCGGACAGGGAAGGGAGGACAGUCAACAUCACAGGAAGGGCACCCAACAUCCUCUUCUACGUGGGCUCCGCCUCCCAGGAGUCCCUGGGCAGGUUCCAGGAGGUCCGGUCCGUUCUGGCUGACUGUGUGGACACCGAGCGCUACACGUUAUACCACCUGUCGAGGGAAAGUGCUCUCAGAGACCCGUGGUCAGACAACUGUCUGUUGCUGGUCAUUGCCACCAGGGAGGCGAUUCCUGAAGACCUUUCCAAGAAGUUCACGGCCUACCUUUCUCAGGGAGGGAAAGUGCUGGGGCUGUGUUCGCCCUUCACGCUUGCCGGCGUUCGGGUGGCCAGCAAGAGCGUCCUGCGGGACACAGUCCAGAACUUGGUUUUCUCCAAGGCUGACCAGACCCAAGUGAAGCUCAGUGUCCUGAGCAGCGGCUCCGUGUAUGAGGAGGGCCCUGGGGGACAGCUCAGCCUGGGCGGGCUCCAGGGCCACCUGGAGAACGAGGACAAGGACAGGCUGAUAGUGCAAGUGCCUUUCGGACCACGGGGAGGUGAAGCUGUUCUUUGCCAGGCGCACUUAGAACUGCCUCCCAGUUCCUCAGUGGUGCAAGUCCAAGGUGACUUCAAUCUGCUCAAAUCAAGCAACGCGAGAAGAUACGAAGUCCUUAGGGAGAUCCUGACAACGCUGGGCCUGAACUGUGACCUAAGACAGGCUCCCGCCCUAACGCCUCUUUACUUACUGCCUGCGGCUCUGGAGAUCUGGGACCCUCUGAUGCAGUGGCUGGGGAGACAUGCGGGUCCUGAAGGAGUCAUCAGGUCCAGCAAGCUGUCCCUUAAGUUUCUUCCAUCCUACACAUCCGACGUAGAAAUCACCCCCUCUGCUCUCCCUGUGGUGACCGACGUGGAGUCCUUCUUCUCAGAGCAUUUUAACUUAGAGACCUACCGACAGAAUCUGCAGACCCAGCGACUUGGAAAAGUAGUCCUGUUUACCGAAGUGACACCCACCACGAUGAACCUUCUGGAUGGGUUGCUGUUUGAGAUCCCGCCGGAAAUGGGGCUAAUAGCCAUCGCGGCCCGCCAAACCCAGGGCAGAGGACGGGGAUCGAAUGCCUGGCUGAGCCCCAUGGGAUGCGCUGUGUUCACCCUGCUCGUCUCCAUCCCGCUGAGGUCCGCGCUGGGACAGAGGAUCCCGUUUGUCCAGCAUCUGAUGUCCCUGGCUGUGGUGGAGGCGGUAAGGACCGUCCCUGAGUACCAGGAUAUCGACUUACGGGUGAAGUGGCCCAACGACAUUUAUUAUAGUGACCUCAUGAAGCUUGGCGGGGUUCUGGUUCACUCAACGCUGUUGGGAGAAACAUUUUAUAUACUUAUUGGCUGUGGAUUUAACGUGAGUAACAGUAACCCCACCAUAUGCGUCAAUGAUCUCGUCACGGAAUACAACAGGCGACACUGGGCGGAGCUGAAGCCCUUCAGGACCGAUGAGCUCAUCGCCAGAACCGUGACCGUGCUGGAGAAACUGAUCAGGACAUUUCAGGACAAAGGGCCCAAUGGCGUUCUUCCGCUUUAUUAUAAGUAUUGGGUACACAGUGGCCAGCGGGUUCGCCUGGGAAGCCUCGACGGCCCAGAGGUGUGGAUAGUCGGCCUGGAUGACUCUGGGUUCCUUCAGGUCCAGCAGGAGGGCGGCGAGGUCGUGACAGUGCACCCAGACGGCAACUCCUUCGACAUGCUGAGGAACCUCAUCGUCCCCAAGCAGCAGUAGCCCCAGUCCGGGGCCACCAUCCUGGCCGCUGGGCAGCAGGAGGGCAGGCGGAGCCACUGCAGGGAACAUUCCAGUCCAAUUUCUGCUGUCUUUCCUAGCCCAAAGAUCUGGAAAACGGAUUUAGACUUGUAGUCGGAUUUUUUUUUCUCCCUCUAAUCUCCGUAAUUCCUUAAUUUUGUUCUGUCUGCUGCCAUUUGACUUGGUGUCAGAAGACGUUCUGCGGGUAGCAGAACCUUCAGUUCAGGUAAAGCACUACCAAAGGUGUGAACUCCUUCUCCCCUCUUGGGCUUGGAUGUAUGUUGAUUGGGCCAGGAAAAAAAAGUUUUUAUUUGGAAACAGCAACGGAAUAAUUCAGAUGUUUCCCCAGUAGCGGAGACCUUCGCUCCCAGACUAUUAAAAAGUAAAUCAAAAAAAGCUUCCAGGCCCAGGCCAGCGAUGAGGUAGAGGUUUGGUAACAUUGUUUAUGAGCGUCCCUGGAGGCGGUUUCCUAGAGGAACAUACAUUGGCAGUUCAUUGUUGUUGUAUUUUUUUUUUCUGUCUGUCCGUAAGGAAAGAGAAGGUAGAUUUCUGAGGGUUUCUCUGGGCCCAGUGGUUUGUGGUCCAGUCCCAGUGCCUGCGGGGCUGCAGAGUUGGGUGUCACUGGCAUGGGUGCAGUGACCUUGGCAAGGAAAUCACUUACCUCCUUGGACGUUCAUGUCUGAGCGCUCUUUUCAUAAGUUUGAAUUUACUGCAUAUCCUGAAGUGAUGGGAUCAAGUUCAAGAGCCUUGAAGUGUUGAUUAGGCCUCAUGUGGAUGUAGGGGGAUGAUCGGGCCCCAGCAGCUGGAGACAAAGACUCCAUAUCACACACAAGGGAGGCUUCGGGCUUUUAAGCCAGUUGUAGGUUCCCUUUGAAAUGUGGCGCAUUCCUGAAAGACAGCUUGGUGCACAGAGACUAGAAUAAAGGCAUUUUAUUUGUAAGUUGUAAUUCUUUGCCCCUCUUCUAAAUUGCCUAGAAAGAAAAUAUGACUGAUACUGAAUGCCCAUCAUUUGAGAAGGAGGGUGUGUGUGUGUGUGUGUGUGUGUGUGUGUGUGUGUGUGUGCACGUGCUCAUGUGAAGCUCUAAAAGAUGUUCAAGGUCUGAUGCCCUAAAAGUUUCCGUGGAAGAACAAAAGAAAGGAAACCUUUUGAUAUACACUUGUGAUUUCCAGAUGUACUCCAUGCUUUUUCCAUGUAACUCCUAUCUCUGUUGAACUUGUGAAUCAUACACAUUACUUUUGAGCCUUAAAAGGCCAGUUUUUGUCCACUUUUCUCCCUUCCUGCCAGUUCCAACUGAAAUUAGUGGAAAGAAAACCUGAUGGAGGUCUCAACUUUGAACAGAACCCCCUAGCACUCGCCCUAUCUUAUUCAGCUUUACCCAGUCAGGCUAAUUCCAAAACCUUGCGGUUUUCAGGAUACAAUCUGUCGACCUUUAGCCAGGCACAGCCAGCACGAUAGGAAGGGGAAAGAAAAAAAAAAAUAGCAUGUUUAGUUAAGUACACCAACCCAAUAUGUGUUUUUUGGAAAUGUAACUUUGAAAAGAACUUCAGAAGUAAUUUUUGCAAAUAAGGCUUCAAUUAGAAGUAUUUUUCUCAAAAAAAAAAAUGCUUCUUGCCUAAGUGUCUAAUUCUUCUUUUGGAAUUAGUGACAAGUUUAAAUAAAAGUCCACACCACCCCAGAAUUACCAAAUGGACUCACCCUUGAGAGGGCAUCUGCAAAAUAUCAUCAGGAGGAAAGAUCUCCGGGCUAAUGCUGCAAGUUUCAUCUCUCAAACUUCGUAAUAUAAGGCAAAUCAUCUCUCAGAGCUGCUAUUGUUUCUGUUUGAAUUUCUUUGGGGGGUUCUUUAAUGAAAAACAUGCUAUGUUUUGUUUUAAGCUCAAGUCCUAUUCUAGAUAGUUCUGCUUUGGGGGAAAAUGUUAUCAUUUCAUUUCCUUUCUGUAAAUUAAAACUAAUGAAGUGUGGCCAUGUCAGUGCCGAUGGAGAUGUUCCGGGCAUGUACCCCCUUCCCUCUGUGCUUUUAAGACUGUUCUUUCUCGUGUCGUCACCCAGUCGUCUUGAGGGACACGAAGUAGACUUGAAGCAGAUGCUCCGUUUUCCAUAAACCUGAUUUUGCCUCAGAUGAACCAAAGACUUUUGAAAUUCUGCUUCAUAUAGAAAAGCUGAAUAAAAACAUUUUACUUGUAGCCAUUAGCGUUAGGGAAAUUAUUUACUUGGUACACGACACGCGUGGAUUUGGGGUCUUUUUGUGCACCGGGCGGUCUCUGAUCUCAAGGAGUUUUAAAGUCUCAGCAGAAAGUUUGCAUUUUCUUUAACCUUGAAAACAUGGCAACUGAACUCAGGACAGGCGUGUGCUUUCUGGGCAUUUGAUUGGUCCGCGUGUGUAAAGGCUGUGCAUUGAUUGGCCCCCGUGUAUAGAGGCUGUGCGUUGAUUGGCCCCCGCACCUAGAGGCUGCGCAUUGAUUGGCCCCCGCACCUAGAGGCUGUGCAUUGAGCAUCUUACCGAUUGGCCCACGAGAGUAGAGGCUGCACGUUGAGUAUGUUACCUGGUUCGUGAAAGGCAAGCCCCCCCUCCCCCCAGCAUGUGCACAAGGAAGUUUCCCGUAGGACCCACGCUCCCCUCAAAGCAGCACCCCUUGAUGCUGGGCCUCCUGGCAGCCUGCAGGGGGCGUGGGCAAAAAGUCCAAAGAUUCAUGUCUGGUCUCAAACACUCUGUGGGGUUUGCUACCGCAGACUUUGUCAUAUGUGGGGAUGAGUGGGCCCCUGACGGGUGGGUGAUCAGUGGGUGCACGGGCCCAGGUGGGGGUAGCACGCAGCCUCCAGUCCCCGGGCCCCCACGUGUUCUGUGCUUGCCCCUGCCCUUGAGCCUGGGAAGUGGGAGAAAAGCCAGCCUCACCCAGCAGUUUCAGGAUGUAGUGGGGAGACAUUUUCGGCUUGCGUCCUGGAAGCUGUUUGCUCCGAACGGGCAGAAAAUGGAGAAUCCUUAUUCCUGCGUAAUUACUAUGCACACUUAAAAUGUUUUAAAGCGUAAACCUUCCCAUUUUUACCUUUUCAAAGAAUUGUGUCUGUAAUUACUUUAAACCAAUGCCUACUAAAAUCAGGUCUUACCAAAAUAAACUUUUAGAUAUUCUUACA